This is a messenger RNA of Xenia sp. Carnegie-2017, 1179 nucleotides long. RefSeq lists its product as uncharacterized. The coding region runs from base 38 to 919 and encodes 293 amino acids. Lineage: Eukaryota; Metazoa; Cnidaria; Anthozoa; Malacalcyonacea; Xeniidae. The transcript has a single exon. The record is from RefSeq and is a predicted model, not a curated record.
UGUACAUACAUUACUUGGUAAUAGAAUUAGUGAUGAAAUGUUAUCACGAGCCAACGCAUGCCUUGUUAAAUUUGCAACUGAUAUGGAAAAGUUGUACGGUUUGACUAACUGUACAUUCAAUGUACACGUUAUGACGCAUUUAGCGGAAGGCGUAAGGAACUGCGGGCCACUUUGGGCUACUUCUGCCUUUGCAUUCGAAGCCAACAACCACUUUUUGCUGAAAAUGUUUAAUGGUACCCAAUAUGUUCCACAACAGAUUUGCGAUACUUUUAUACUGUCGCAGAAACUACCAGGUAUUGGGAAAGAGUGUAUUCGUGAUGACGCAUGUCCAAGAGUAAGGCACUUGUUCAAUAAACUUUCCAAAGACAAAAUUCCUACAAAUAGUGAACGGGCCCUUACUAGAGCUGUUACUGGACUUGGAAAUGGACAAGCUGUUCGUCUUACACCAUCUGAGACCAUUUCCGUGGCAAAAAUGAUUAACAGAGACGUUGCCAAUCGAUCAGCUACUUUAUAUAACAGAUUUAUUGUAAAUCAUGUGCUAUACACUUCGGAAAGUUAUACAAGAUCCCAAAGACACCAUGAUUAUUAUGUGCAAAUCGACAGCUCAACUACCAAGUAUGGUAUCGUUGUUGGGCUUUACCGUGUACAGCCAGACUGUCAAUGCAGCACUGCUGAAUUACAGGCAUGCCAGUGCGAAGUAUAUUAUGUUGUGAUUGUGAAAAAACUUGAUUUGUGUGGAGGAAGACCGCUGUUUUCCAACAAAGAAUGUGGUGUUACUUCACAUUUCGUAAGAGAGUGUACAAACAGAGACCAAAUUGUGGCUCUCAAACCUGACCAAAUUAAAGACAAAGGCGUACACUUAAAACUACGAAAUCGAGACUUUUUUUUUGAAUUGCCAUGUAAGUUUUACGGCGAUUAACUCAAAAUAGAAAGGAUUGCUGUUGUCUUUCAUUUUUUGUAAGUUUGAGAAUACUCGACUGGACAGAUAUUUUAGAUACACAGUAUUUGUUGCAUGUUGUAUAUAUGACGCGUAACUCAAAACAGAUAACUUCUUGUAUAUCGUACAAAGCUUUGCUUAUAAUGCAUGCCACUACAUAUGUUUUAAAUUGUUUAUAAUCAUUAAUUUGUACUAUAGCUCUUUUGGAAUGUGUUGUUUUAUUCAUAUCAUACAGAAAAAUA